ACCGCCUCCCGGCUUGGGCGCUGGGUCUGGUGCCUUAAAGGGCUGCGAUGGAGUCGGAGUGGGACUCGCUGAGCGCGCUGGGGGCGGUGACCGCCGUGUGCCUGCUGCUGUGGGCGACGUGGGGGGUGGGCUGCACAGUCUACGUGUACCUGCUGCCCCCGGUGCGCCGGGGGGCCCCUUGGCUCAGGGCGCACGGAGCCUGGGCAGUGGUGACAGGAGCCACCAGUGGCAUCGGCAAGGCCUAUGCACACGAGCUCGCCCGGAGAGGUCUGAACGUCGUCCUCAUCAGUCGCAACCUGAGCAAGUUGGAGCAUGAGGCGAAGGAGAUAGAGCGGCUUCAUGGCAGGGUCACUCGAGUCAUCCAGGCGGACUUCACCGGUGGCUUGGAGAUCUACGCGGCCAUUAGGACAGGACUGAGGGACCUGGAGAUCGGAGUCCUGGUGAACAACGUGGGCAUGUUGUAUGAAAACACCCUGGUGAGGCUGCUGGACCGUGAGGACGUCGCCAAAAGACUCUCUGACGUCAUAAACUGCAACAUCAUGUCUGUGGCCCAGAUGACCGCAAUUGUCCUGCCCCAGAUGGUCUCCAGGCGCAAAGGCAUCAUCAUUAACAUCUCCUCAUUCACUGACAAGAAGCCCUGUCCACUUUUAUCAGCCUACGCCGCUUCCAAGGCCUUUGUGCGAAACUUCUCGCAGGCAGUGGGCGCGGAGUACUGCUCCCAAGGAGUCAUCGUGCAGACGGUGAGCCCCUUCAUGAUCGAGUCAAGUUUGACCAAAGACGUAAAGUACCGGACACUGUUACUGAGCUCCGAAGACUUCGCUCGGCAGGCGCUGGACACCCUUGGCCUCACCUCCCAGACCGCCGGCUGCUUCCACCAAGCUGUGCUGAACGCCCUGCUGGCUCUCCUCCUGCCCGGCUGGUUUCGUCUCAGUCGCUGGGGACCGAAGUGUUUACUUCUGUUGAGCAAUGCUAUGGCGAAGGCAAAGCCCGCCCAUAAACGGCCUUGAAGAGACGCGGCCACUCGCCUGCCACCCCCCCAUCCUGGGCCAGGGCUGUUGAUGUUAGCAAAGGUGUCCCACAUGUGGGGAUGGAUGACAAUUAGGCCCACGGCACAGAACUGGACACCGGAACACCUGGAUAUUUGGGGACAACUGUGGCAUCUCUGACCUCUGACAGAAAGAUGGCAUUUUUUUAAAAAUAUAUUUUAUUGAUUUUUUACAGAGAGGAAGGGAGAGAGAUAGAGAGUUAGAAACAUCGAUGAGAGAGAAACAUCGAUCAGCCGCCUCCUG
This is a messenger RNA of Myotis lucifugus (little brown bat), 1289 nucleotides long. Its product is annotated as very-long-chain 3-oxoacyl-CoA reductase-B-like. Lineage: Eukaryota; Metazoa; Chordata; Mammalia; Chiroptera; Vespertilionidae. Gene Ontology annotation, molecular function: oxidoreductase activity. The record is from RefSeq and is a predicted model, not a curated record. Bases 48 to 1007 code for a protein of 319 amino acids. The transcript has 11 exons. Gene Ontology annotation, cellular component: endoplasmic reticulum.